This is a messenger RNA of Didymella exigua CBS 183.55, 603 nucleotides long. Its product is annotated as Ribonuclease/ribotoxin. Gene Ontology annotation, molecular function: RNA nuclease activity; RNA binding. The record is from RefSeq and is a predicted model, not a curated record. Lineage: Eukaryota; Fungi; Ascomycota; Dothideomycetes; Pleosporales; Didymellaceae. The transcript is spliced from 3 exons. Bases 8 to 397 code for a protein of 129 amino acids.
UUUCAAUAUGCUUAUCAAAGCGCUUCUUGCUAUUGCAGCGCUUGCUUCAUCCGUAGCUGCAGGCGUGAAUUGCGCUGGCGAUAACUUCGACAGAGCUGAGCUGGACGAGUGCAAAAAUGAACUUUGCAAGUGGAACAAUCGCGCUGGUCCAGGUGGCUACCCACAUUUUUUCGCCAACCACGAGGGCUUUACGUGGUCUGUUUCAAAAAUCAACAGCCUAUACAUUUACCCUCUUAUUCAUGGCACCAAGGCCUACUCAGGUGGUGCACCAGGAGCACACCGUUGCAUUGUCAACUACGAUAACAAGACCGGACAGUGCGUUACUCUUGGCGCCAUAACUCACACAGGCGCCUCUUCUGUCAAUGGAUUUGUUCAAUGCACAACUAAUGCAACUUAAGUUGUUGAUGUUAGGAAUUGUUCAAAGCUGAAGUUUAGGUGCUAGUAGCUUGGGAUACCUCAAGCUACUAGACUCUAAUACUUCUGCUUAAACAUAUGUCUUUCCUGUCUUUGCUUUUCUUCUCUCCUACUCAAGAGAACAGCCUGUCAAUUUUAAGUAGCUAGCUACCGUGGGCCUCUAGCUCUCUACCUGUUAUAGUCUCCUGU